AUGGACGCGGACGCGGAAAAGGUCGCCGAGAAAUGUUCGCGGAAAAACGUUCGGCGCGAGGCCACGACCGUCUGGCAACGGCUGGUGUCGUACAUGUUCGAGCCCGAAGACGGAGAGUGUCUGGCCGCGUUGCGCAUAGCUUUCGGUCUGCUGAUGAUGAUCGACACAAUGGACGAACGAGGUUUUUGCCAGGCCGAAAAACGAUGGAUGGAACCUAUGAAGUGCUAUUUUCCACUUUUCGACUUUGUCAAACCACUGCCCGGCCGAUGGAUGUGCCUGGCGUACGUGGCAAUGUUUUCCGGAGUGCUCGGCGUGUUCACCGGCUUCCACUACCGAAUCAGUUGUGCCGUGUAUGCGAUCCCUUACUGGUACAUAUUUUUAGCCGAUAAAAGCUCGUGGAACAACCAUUCAUAUCUGUUCGGACUGCUGAUCGUGAUUUUCUCCAUGACAGAUGCUCAUCGCAACUGGUCCGUGGACAGAUGGCUUCGGCGAAAAACGCAGUUAGAUGCGCCAUCGUCGGUGCCCCGUUGGAACUAUCUACUACUCAGGAUACAGUUUUUCAUCAUGUACUUUGUGGCUGGCCUAAAGAAAUUCGAACCCGAUUGGCUGUGGGGUUACUCGAUGAUGUCGUUGGGUCACCAUCACGCUUUCACCCCAUUCAGGUACUUUUUCUCAGCUGAAUUCAUAGAUCAUUGGAUAGUGCACGUCGGAGGAUUUCUCAUCGACUUGUUGUCAGGAUUCGGAUUGUGUUUCCGAUCCACUCGACUGUUUACCAUUGUUGUACUGCUCGCUUUUCAUGGCAUGAACGCAACCAUGUUUACCAUAGGUAUGUUUCCAUACGUUUGCGCCGCGAUGAUACCGGUAUUUUGCGAUCCGGCGACGAUGUCUAAAACUUUGAGGACCGCUGUUGAAUCUGUCUGGAACGAUAAAUCCGGACAAAAUUCCUCAGUCUACAAACCACCGACAAGGACCAAACAAAACGCCAUCGUCGCAGGAGUCUGUCUGUACACAGCUUUGCAAUUAUUUUUGCCGUACUCACAUAUAGUGACACAGGGUUACAACGGAUGGCGAAACGGAUUGUACGGAUAUUCUUGGGACAUGAUGGUGUACAACGUGGACGUGGCCAAGGUACAAAUAAAGGUCUUGGACCACGUGCGCCGUGAACAAUUCUACUUGGAUCCUAAUGGCUGGACUGACAACAACAAGUGGAUGUUGCACGGUGAUAUGUUGAAGCAGUUCGCGGGGUGCGUGGCGGCUAACAUGCCUGACAGGCAUGACAACAUGUCCAUCAAAAUGGACAUCUGGGGGUCACUCAACGGCCGGUUCCACCAGCGACUGGUUGACCCAGACGUGGAUAUAUUGCACGCCCCUUGGUCACCCUGGUCACCCGUUCCCUGGCUAUUGCCAUUGAUCCGGCACUUGGACUGGUGGCGGCCUUGGAUAGUGAACGCAAAACGCAGCACCGAUGACGACUUACUAUUUUUUGCUGAUUUUCCCGGUAUGACUGUAAGGAACGUCACAGACGACCGGGAAGCGACCACCACCACGUUGGCCGUGCUCGAGGGCGCCGUGGCCGUCCAUGAAUCGUGGACGGGUAGUGGAGAUGAUGACGGGGCCGUGAGACUGGUGUCCGGCGAAGCGAUGGACGUGACUGGACGCCACGUCGUGACCACCGUGAGCGCGACGCCGUCGUGUUACGUGUUUGCAGUGACAGUGGACAGCAAAGUCGGUGGAGGCGGUGGCAGUUGCGAUGACAGUGGUGACAGUGGCAAUGGCGGAGUAUCGACUCGGCCCGCGACAGUCGUUCGAGAUCGUUCAGGCUGUUCGGAGGCUUGUUACGCGUUUGCGUUCCACGCCAUAAGAGACGCGUUUUCCGCUUUUUUUCCCCAAACCGCCGUCUGACCGCAAAUGGUUUCAACGUAACUUCUCGUGGUGUAUAACUAAUUCUACUAGAAAUGUCGGUAGUUUGCCGUUCGAUCAACAUUAUUCUCACAGAAACCUAUCCAUAAUCUUUGUGCAUACCUGCCUAUUUAUUUAAAUAAAAAAUAAUAAUAUAUUUUA
Messenger RNA from Myzus persicae (green peach aphid), 2061 nucleotides. RefSeq names its product vitamin K-dependent gamma-carboxylase. Lineage: Eukaryota; Metazoa; Arthropoda; Insecta; Hemiptera; Aphididae. The coding region runs from base 1 to 1902 and encodes 633 amino acids. The record is from RefSeq and is a predicted model, not a curated record. Gene Ontology annotation, biological process: peptidyl-glutamic acid carboxylation. The transcript is spliced from 9 exons. Gene Ontology annotation, molecular function: gamma-glutamyl carboxylase activity; vitamin binding.